Molecule: messenger RNA, 2686 nt
Organism: Oreochromis aureus
Lineage: Eukaryota; Metazoa; Chordata; Actinopteri; Cichliformes; Cichlidae
Product: zinc finger protein 260-like
Exons: 4
Coding region: 118-2451 (777 amino acids)
Biological process (GO): regulation of transcription by RNA polymerase II
Cellular component (GO): nucleus
Molecular function (GO): RNA polymerase II cis-regulatory region sequence-specific DNA binding; DNA-binding transcription factor activity, RNA polymerase II-specific
Source: RefSeq, a predicted model, not a curated record
UCUACCGUAAGUACAACAGAAGAAGAAUAGCGGCAAUGGCGCCACUCAGAAAUUCUAUCGCGAUCCCGAGUUAAGGUUGGAGACGUUGGUUUGGCGGUAUCGGUUGUUGUUGCAAUAAUGUCUUCAGUUCAGCAUCUGAGAGAGUUUAUCAAGGAGAGGUUAACUACUGCUGCAGAAGAAAUCUUAUCAAAGUUUGAAAAAACGAUCGUCCGGUAUGAGGAGGAGAUUAGUCAGCUAAGACUGCUGAAUAUCAGACCUGGGAUAAAGUCACACAAUACAGGUCUGGAUGAUCAGCAGGUCUUUGACCAGGAGAGGAGCUCCAGUCUCAACCAGGAGGACCCAGAGCCUCCACAGACUAAAGAGGAACAGGAGGAAAUGUGCAGCAGUGAGGAAGGAGAGCAGCUUGAACAGGAGGUUGAAGACAUUAAUGUGUGGACUGGAGAAGAGCUGCAUGUGUUGUGGAAAUCUGGAGUAAAGCAGACCACAGUAGACCUCCCACAGCAACAUGAUUGUAAGGAAAAUGAGGAUCUGGAUGACCCGCAGGUCUGUAGCCAGGAGAGGAACUCCAGUCUGGACCAGCAGGACAAAGAUCCUCCACAGACUAAAGCGGAACAAGAGGAAAUCUCCACCAAUCAGGAAGAAGAGCAGCUUGCACUGACACAGGAAACCAAGGGCAUCAUCGUCUGGACCAGGCAGCAGCUGGGCAUCAUGUGGAACCCUGAAGUAGAGUUGCACAGAAUAGAUCUUCCACAAUGUGACUGUAAGGAUGAGGAGGGGCGCAGAAAUCAGCAGGUCUGUAACCAGGAGAAUAACUCCAGUUUACACCAGGAGGAUCCUUCACAGAUUAAAGAGGAACAGGAGGAACUCAGUACCACUGAAGAGGGAAAACCACUUGCACGAAAGCAGGCGACUGCAACUUUUCCAUCUCGUGAAGAAAGUGACCACAGUGAACCAGAACCAAGCAGUGACCAGCUCCUUACUAACAACUCUCCUGACAUGGAUCAGGAUGAAAACAAGGAUGAAAAUUCACACAGAAAUAAGUCCGAGCAAAUAAUAGCAGACCUGACAGUUCAAAAUUCAAAGACAGCAUGUUUAUCUAGCACCUUUGGAAAAAAAAUUAAUAAAACGAGAAAGUUGAAUAGACAAAUGCGAAUUCACACAGGUGAGAAGUCACAUUCUUGUGGCGCCUGUGGGAAAAUAUUUAAUCAGAAGGAACAUUUGAAAAUACACAUGGAAUUCCAUACAAAUGAAAAACGAUAUUCCUGUAGCAGCUGUGGGAAAAGAUUUAAUGUAAAAUCAAAUAUGAAGACACACAUGCGAAUUCACAGAGGUGUGAAGCCACGUUGUUGUAGCAUAUGUGGGAAAAAUUGGAGUUCCCUCAUGUAUUUGAAAAUUCACGUGAGAAUUCACACAGGAGAGAAGCCAUAUUGUUGUAGCACCUGUGGGAAAAGAUUUUGGCUAAAGUCAAACUUGAAUAGACACAUGCAAAUUCACACAGGUGAGAAGCUGCAUUCUUGUAGCACCUGUGGGAAAAGAUUUGGUGUGAAGUCAGGCUUGAAAAAACACAUGCUAAUUCACACAGGUGAAAAGCCGCAUUCUUGUAGCACCUGUGGGAAAAGAUUUACUCUAAAGUCACACUUGAAUAGACACAUGCUAAUUCACACAGGUGAGAAGCCGCAUUCUUGUAGCACCUGUGGGAAAAGAUUUAGGCUGAAGUCAAUCUUGAAUAGACACAUGCAAAUUCACACAGGUGAGAAGCCGCAUUCUUGUAGCACCUGUGGGAAAAGAUUUGGUGUGAAGUCAAGCUUAAAACAACACAUGCAAAUUCACACAGGCGAGAAGCCGCAUUCUUGUAGCACCUGUGGGAAAAGAUUUGUUGUGAAGUCAAUCUUGAAUAGACACAUGCGAAUUCACACAGGUGAGAAGUCACAUUGUUGUGGAACCUGUGGGAAACGAUUUGGUGUGAAGUCAAGCUUGAAACAACACAUGCAAAUUCACACAGGUGAAAAGCCGCAUUCUUGUAGCACCUGUGGGAACAGAUUUAGUCGGAAGUCACAGUUGAAACAACACAUGCAAAUUCACACAGGUGAGAAGUCACAUUGUUGUAGCACCUGUGGGAAAAGAUUUGGUCUGAAGUCGAUCUUGAAUAGACACAUGCAAAUUCACACAGGCGAGAAGCCGCAUUCUUGUAGCACCUGUGGGAAAAGCUUUCGUCUGAAGUCGAUCUUGAAUAGACACAUGCUAAUUCACACAGGUGAGAAGUCACAUUGUUGUAGCACAUGUGGGAAAAGCUUUGGUCUGAAGUCACACUUGAAUAGACACAUGCAAAUUCAUACAGGUGAGAAGCCGCAUUCUUGUAGCACCUGUGGGAAGCGAUUUGGUAUGAAGUCAAGCUUGGAAGAACACAUGCAAAUUCACACAGGUGAGAAGUCACAUUGUUGUAGCACCUAAGAUGAAAAUUUUAGGUCUUCAGUACACUUGGAAAAAGUAUAUAGGAAAUCAUGCUACAUGGUAGGCUUCAUUCUUAGAAAAGGGUGAUGGUAGAACACAGAAAAAGUGUUUGGAUCAUCGGGAAUUAAGCAUUUGAAAAAAUUUGUUUUCAAAAGGUUUUCGGAAGCUAAGUUUCUGUGUUUACAUGAGAACGCGAAAAACUGUCUCGGUCCAAUACAACUCAAUAAAAUUGUUG